CACUGUCACGAACAGUCAAAACUGCAGGAGAAAUUGACUGUCUAAGCAUUUUAUCAACUGAUUAUUCUGAUUUCGAUAUUGUGCUCUUCUGUCCAACGAUUAAUAUUUGUGGUAUCAUGAAAGGAAUCGAAAAUGUCAAAGAAGAUGAUAAAAAAGGUCAAGCCUGUCAAGUGUUCCAAAUACCAUUACACAAUUUAAAUCGAAUGGUUCAUGAAAUAACAAACAAAGAUCUUCAAUCCCGUUUACUUCGAGAUACAGCUUACAAAACAGUCUCAUUGACUGAUAGAUUCUGGAAACCAGUCGAUUACAAAGUAAUUGAUAUUAUUGAUGAAACUCGAGAUCAAACUGAUCAUUCAGGAAAUCUUUUUCGCCUUUCUCAUUCUGACGAAAAGUUGAGAGCCAACGAUCCAAAUGUUGCUGUGGCUGCGAACGUGAAAACAUUUUCUGACUGUUAUCGAAAUUGCAAAAACUCAGAUGAAUUAGAAUGUCGAACUUUUUCUUAUUGUUCUGGAGAGAAAACAAGUGAAUGUUUAGUUACGAAUAUGACCCCGCAAAAAGCUCCAAUUGAUCUGGCCAAGAGUGACUCAAACUGCGCAGUUUAUACCAAAAACAAUUUACUCGAUUACUCAGUGAUCAGAAAUCGCCAAUUCAAAUCAUUAUCUUCGAUUCCACUAGAAUUGAAUGUCUAUCAAUGUGCCUCAGAAUGUAGUUCAGAUGAAAACUGUGUCUCAUUCCAAAGUUGUGGCACGACUUGUACCAUGGGUGGAUUUUAUACCGAUUCGGGCACCGAAUAUGAUUCUGACUGCGAAAUUUACAUUCCUAAAGUUUCGAAUAUGUAUCAGCCCACAGGAAGAAAACUUGUAUCGGAAACUUUUCACGUCGAAUUCAAUUUAAAUUAUGAUCAAUGUGCCGCUUUAUGUUACAGUUGGACUGAUGAUUUGGACUCUUGUCAAUCGUUCAACUUCUGUCCAACAGGUCGAUCGACAAGUACUUGUUCAUUAUCGAAAUACUCGGUCAAAGAUUCGAAGACUGCAACCACAGAUGCGACGAAUUGUUCCAAUUACGAACUAGUUAAGAACUCGAAUAAGAAAAGACAACCAGCUCCCACCGAAAAAAAAGGUACCAGCGGAUCAGCAGCAUUUGGAAUAAUUUUGAUCUUCAUAGCCACUGGUUUCUUAUUCGGUAUUGGACUUCCGAUUGCAUAUUUGAAGAUGAAAACAUUAUCAAGUCGAAUUGCUCAAGGUACGUGGAACGAGCAAAGUUUCACUUGGGAGCGACAAGUGAACGAUGAAGAGCCUGAAGCUGAUGGCUACUCUGACUACAAAAGCAAUUUGUAGUAUUGGUUUGACCUUAGUCACUAAAUGAUUCGAAAUUCAAGUGUUAAAAUCACAAUCAAAAUGGAAUAAAUUAAAUAUUUUUUACAAAUUAUUGAUAAUCACGAAAUAAACUCCA
Messenger RNA from Panonychus citri (citrus red mite), 1452 nucleotides. RefSeq lists its product as uncharacterized. The record is from RefSeq and is a predicted model, not a curated record. The coding region runs from base 117 to 1337 and encodes 406 amino acids. The transcript has 4 exons. NCBI's taxonomy places the organism in Eukaryota, Metazoa, Arthropoda, Arachnida, Trombidiformes, Tetranychidae.